This is a messenger RNA of Acanthosepion pharaonis, 594 nucleotides long. NCBI's taxonomy places the organism in Eukaryota, Metazoa, Mollusca, Cephalopoda, Sepiida, Sepiidae. The record is from the annotation of a GenBank genome assembly.
AUGCAUUACUUUCUGCGUCAUUCGUUCCUGCAUUCUUUUCUGAGAUUUUUGCUUUUCUCUUCUCGACCUUUCCUACAUUCAUUUAUCGAAUUUGUACAUUGGCACUUCGUCCUUCUUGUUUUCUCGCAUUUAACUUGGAUUGAAUACACGUUCUACAUACUUUUUUGCCGGUUCCACUUCACUAGCAAUCCGAUUCACAUAUUAUCUUUUUCGUGUAUUUUCCUCCUCCUCCUAUCUAUCUAUCUAUCCUCUUAUAUCUAUGUAUGUAUCUAUUCUCUUAUAUCUAUGUAUAUAUGUAUGUAUCUAUCUAUCUAUUCUUUUACAUCUAUGUAUGUAUGUAUCUAUCUAUCUAUUCUUUUGCAUAUAUGUAUGUAUGUAUCUAUCUAUCUAUUCUUUUACAUCUAUGUAAUCCGGGUUUUUAACUAUCUAUUUCUCUGUCUAUUCAUAUCUAUCUCUCUGUCUAUCUAUCUCUGUCUAUUCAUAUCUAUCUCUCUGUCUAUCUAUCUCUGUCUAUUCAUAUCUAUCUAUUCCCUUCUAUGUAUGUAUCUCUCUAUCUAUCUAUCUAUCUAUCUAUCUGUCUGUCUUUCUGUCUGA